GGAAGUAGUCCUACAUUCGCGGUCAGCGAGGGGUCUCCGGGCGCCCUGCAGGGCGGGCAGGCUGUGCCAUCCCGCAGCCGGACGUCGGGAUGGUGCAGCUGUACAACCUGCACCCGUUCGGGUCGCAGCAGGUGGUGCCCUGCAAGCUGGAGCCGGACCGGUUCUGUGGCGGGGGGCGUGACGCGCUUUUCGUGGCGGCGGGCUGCAAGGUGGAGGCGUUCGCGGUGGCCGGCCAGGAGCUGUGCCAGCCGCGGUGCGCCUUCUCCACGCUGGGCCGGGUGUUGCGCCUGGCCUACAGCGAGGCUGAAAGGCCUCUGGCUGGAUUCCACUCAUCUCGGAUACUUAAGCAAACAACAACAAAAAACUCUUUAGUGCCUCAGAUUUCAAAGACUUACCAAAAAAACAAGUAGGAAUAAGGAGACUAGUACUGUAUCCUGGAACCUCCAAGUACUCCCAGCUUUAACAAUUAUUCCAGCUCUUGGCAGUUCUUUCACAUCUGUACCUCCAUCCACUUCCGGAGAUUAUUUGGUAGCAAUUGAAGAGAAAAACAAAGCUACAUUUCUACGUGCUUAUGUGAACUGGAGAAAUAAAAGGACUGAAAACUCUCGUGUGUGUAUCCGAAUGAUUGGGCAUAAUGUGGAGGGACCAUUCAGCAAAGCCUUCAGAGACCAGAUGUACAUUAUUGAAAUGCCGCUUUCGGAGGCCCCCUUGUGCAUUUCCUGUUGCCCUGUGAAAGGAGACCUUCUCGUUGGCUGCACAAAUAAAUUAGUCUUAUUUAGUUUGAAGUACCAGAUCAUUAAUGAGGAAUUCUCACUAUUGGACUUUGAACGUUCUUUAAUUAUACACAUAGAUAAUAUCACUCCUGUUGAGAUUUCUUUUUGUGUUGGAUAUGUUGCUGUCAUGUCAGACUUAGAAGUCUUAAUCGUAAAACUGGAGUCAGGCCCUAAAAAUGGAGAGAGAGUUCACCACCAUUCACAUAAGACCAACAAUCGAAUAAGACGGACAGAAGAAGGCAUCAGUAAUGAAAUUUCACAGCUUGAGUCAGAUGAUUUUGUCAUCUGCCAGAAGCCCCUGGAACUUCUUGGUGAAAAAAGUGAACAGUCUGGAUUAUCUGUUACACUGGAGUCUACGGGAUUAGCUGAUGAAAAAAGAAAAUAUUCCCACUUUCAGCACCUGCUCUAUAGACGUUUUGCUCCUGAUAUUUCGUCCUAUGUCUUGUCUGAUGACAUCAAGCUACAUUCCCUCCAGCUGCUACCCAUUUACCAGACCGGUUCUCUUACGUCUGAUGGAAAAAAUUUGCCUCAGGAAAAAGAAUUGCUGAGUCUCUUUUGCUUUUUCUCCUUACCUCAUGUGGGCUAUCUCUACAUGGUUGUCAAAUCUGUUGAAUUGAUGUCAGUCUACCAGUAUCCUGAAAAGUCUCAGCAGGCAGUACUCACGCCACAAUUUUUGCACGUCAUUACAAGUAACAACCUGCAGUGUUUCACUGUGCGGUGCAGUGCGGCGGCAGCUCGUGAGGAGGACCCGUACAUGGACACCACCCUGAAGGCUUGCCCACCUGUCAGUAUGGAUGUCUGUGCUUUAAGAAUACAGCUUUUCAUAGGCUUGAAAGCCAUCUGUCACUUUAAAAACCACAUCAUACUUUUGACUAAAGCAGAACCUGAAGCCAUUCCAGAGAGAAGACAGUCACCCAAGAGGCUUCUUUCGAGAAAAGAUACCAGUGUUAAAAUCAAAAUACCUCCUGUAGCUGAGGCUGGGUGGAAUUUGUAUAUUGUGAAUACGAUCUCACCAAUGCAACUGUACAAAGAGAUGAUAGACUAUAGCAAUACCUAUAAGACUGUCAAAACCCAGAGCUGCAUUCACCUUCUCAGUGAGGCUCAUCUGUUAGUGCGAGCUGCCCUGAUGGAUGCCAGUCAGCUGGAACCUGGAGAGAAGGCAGAGCUUUUGGAAGCAUUUAAGGAAAGCUGUGGGCACCUUGGGGACUGUUACAGCAGGCUUGACUCCCAGCAUUCUCAUCUCACCUUGCCAUACUAUAAGAUGUCUGGUUUGUCUAUGGCUGAAGUUCUGGCCCGCACGGACUGGACAGUAGAGGAUGGAUUACAGAAAUACGAGAGAGGAUUAAUCUUUUACAUUAAUCAUUCACUUUAUGAAAACCUGGAUGAAGAAUUAAAUGAAGAAUUAGCAGCAAAAGUGGUUCAGAUGUUUUAUGUGGCUGAGCCAAAGCAAGUGCCCCAUAUUCUCUGUAGUCCUUCUAUGAAGAAUAUUAAUCCUUUAACUGCCAUGAGCUAUCUAAGGAAGCUGGAUACUUCUGGGUUUUCAUCGAUCUUAGUGACAUUGACCAAGGCAGCAGUGGCUCUGAAAAUGGGAGAUCUUGACAUGCACAGAAAUGAAAUGAAAAGCCAUUCAGAGAUGAAGUUGGUAUGUGGCUUCAUUCUGGAACCUCGGCUGUUGAUUCAACAGAGAAAGGGACAGAUUGUUCCAACCGAGCUUGCACUUCACUUGAAGGAGACUCAGCCUGGAUUGCUUGUGGCUUCAGUUCUGGGCUUGCAGAAGAACAACAAAAUUGGAAUUGAAGAAGCAGAUUCCUUUUUUAAGGUGCUUUGUGCUAAGGAUGAAGAUACAAUUCCUCAGCUCUUGGUAGACUUUUGGGAAGCUCAGCUAGUGGCAUGUCUCCCAGAUGUGGUACUUCAGGAACUCUUUUUCAAACUCACAUCACAGUACAUCUGGAGAUUGUCUAAGAGGCAGCCUCCUGACACCACACCAUUGCGAACAUCGGAGGAUCUGAUAAAUGCCUGUAGUCAUUAUGGCUUAAUUUAUCCAUGGGUUCACGUCGUAAUAUCAUCUGAUUCUUUAGCUGAUAAAAAUUAUACAGAAGAUCUUUCAAAAUUACAGUCUCUUAUAUGUGGUCCUUCAUUUGACAUAGCUUCCAUUAUUCCGUUCUUGGAGCCACUUUCAGAAGACACUAUUGCCGGCCUCAGUGUCCAUGUUCUGUGUCGUACACGCUUGAAAGAGUAUGAACAGUGCAUAGACAUACUGUUAGAGAGAUGCCCGGAGGCAGUCAUUCCAUAUGCUAAUCAUGAACUGAAAGAAGAGAACCGGACUCUGUGGUGGAAAAAACUGCUGCCUGAACUUUGUCAGAGAAUAAAAUGUGGUGGAGAGAAAUAUCAACUCUACCUGUCAUCAUUAAAAGAAACAUUGUCAAUUGUUGCUGUGGAACUAGAACUGAAGGAUUUCAUGAAUGUUCUCCCAGAAGAUGGUACUGCAACAUUUUUCUUGCCAUAUCUUCUCUAUUGCAGUCGAAAGAAAUCAUUGACUUAAAGGUAUCAUUUGAAAAAUACCAUAAUGGCAUUUGAGACUGAAUUUCUAAAAAUUGAAUGCCAAAGUACAAGUAGAGGAGUUUUUUAUUUUAUAUAACACACACACACACACACACACACACACACACACACACACACGAUACAAAUGCUUUCAGGCUGCUUACCUUACCGUGUAGUGGUAACUAUUCACUUCUUAAUUUAUGACCUCAAUCAAUUUAAUUGUCUAGAAUGUAAAAAGUCUUUAAGACAUAAGAAUUCCUCAAAGAAGCCAUACAUUUUUUAAGGUGGGGAUUGACUUUUAUUCCAAGGAACAACAUCAGUUCACUGUUGUUGGAGACAUGACAAUCAUUUUCAUCCCAAGAACACUUUAAGGAAACAUUUUACAAGUAUGCUUGAAAGAAUGUCACUAACUGGUCCAGAAUUUUAUCUUCUUGAUUUUUCCAGAUUUCUCUAUGUUUUUGAGAAAGAUAUUAAUGUUUUGCCAUGGUAAAAGAUUUCAAACCUCAUUUUUUUUGUUCCUUUUCUUGUUACUUUUAAGAAAACUCAUGCUCUGUUUCUCUGAAUCAAAUGAAGUAGAAGUUUACAAAGCUAACUUUCUUCUUGUCUAGCUAUUAACAUGAUUUGUCAAAUGCAUGUUUUUUUCAGCCAAAGCCUUGUUUCCAUUUUUUGUUGAUGUGUACUCUUGCUCUUUUAGCUAGAGUGUAUGUGAAAAUAAAGAAAUAUAUCAUUGUAUUCACAA
Messenger RNA from Pan troglodytes (chimpanzee), 4053 nucleotides. RefSeq names its product HPS3 biogenesis of lysosomal organelles complex 2 subunit 1 (gene HPS3). Bases 622 to 3315 code for a protein of 897 amino acids. Gene Ontology annotation, biological process: organelle organization. The transcript is spliced from 18 exons. NCBI's taxonomy places the organism in Eukaryota, Metazoa, Chordata, Mammalia, Primates, Hominidae. Gene Ontology annotation, cellular component: cytoplasm; BLOC-2 complex. The record is from RefSeq and is a predicted model, not a curated record.